CCUGGGGCCUCACUAGAACUUCGACUCGAACGAAUCCAUCCAAUCCAUCCUUUCCACUAUGGCGGCCGUCUUCGCCUCUAGGGCACAGACUCUAACGAGACCCCGGGUCGUCUUGGUCUUCUCCCUCGUCCAACUUAUAUUUAAGAAGACUCGUUUCCCUCGUUCAUGACCGUUGCUCCCGCCCAUCACCUUUUCUUCUUCAUCCAAAAGACCAAGGUCACUUGACCUUUCCUAUCAUUCUUUAAGCCCUGACUCUUCAAGAGUUACCCACAGGGGAAACGUCAAGAUGGAAUCAAAGAGUUCCAGCGACAACCCGACCAAUGUGUCCCAGGAGAAGGGCACUACCAUCACCGAGCACCCUGGCGAUGUCCAGGCCGGUGGUGGCUUCGCCUUCCAGGAGGAAAGCAAGUGGACCCGAAAUGGUCUCACUCUCGAGUCCUUCCAGCGCCGCAGGGACACCGGUGACCAUGAGCUUGAUCGUCGUAUGAAGCCUCGCCAUCUUCAGAUGAUUGCCAUCGGUGGUUCUAUCGGUGCUGGUUUCUUCGUCGGCUCAGGAAAGGCCCUUUACACUGGCGGUCCUGGAUCUGUUCUCAUCGACUUCAUCAUUAUCGGUGCUAUGAUCUUCAACGUUGUCUUCGCUCUCGGUGAACUUGCCGUCAUGUAUCCCGUGUCUGGUGGUUUCUAUAUCUACUCGUCUCGCUUUAUCGAUCCUUCUUGGGGUUUCGCCAUGGGUUGGAACUAUGUCGCACAAUGGGCUACCGUUUUACCACUCGAACUGACAAUCUGUGCUGUCUGUAUUGAAUAUUGGAAUGAUGAGCUCUCGCCCGGAAUCUUCAUUGCAAUCUUCCUUGUUGCCAUCAUUCUCAUCAACAUCUUUGGCGGUAUCGGAUACGCUGAGGAAGAGUUUUGGUCAUCUUGCCUCAAGCUCGGAGCUACUGUGGCUUUCAUGAUCAUCUCUCUCGUCCUUGUCUGCGGUGGCGGUCCUUCCCACGGUCGAUACAACGAGUACUGGGGCACACGCUACUGGAGAGAGGACCCCGGUGCUUUCAAGAACGGUUUCAAGGGAUUCUGCUCUGUCUUCGUCACUGCUGCCUUCUCUUUUGCCGGUACUGAGCUUGUUGGUCUUGCUGCUGCUGAGUCUGAGAACCCUACCAAGGCUCUCCCUGGCGCCAUCAAGCAGGUUUUCUGGCGUAUCACCCUGUUCUUCGUUCUUGGUCUCUUCUUCAUCGGCCUUCUUAUCAAGUCCACUGAUGACCGACUUAACAUUUCCGGCUACUCCAACGCCAAGGCCUCGCCUUUCGUGCUUGUUGGCGAGUACUCCGGCCUUACUGGUAAAGCUGACUUCAUGAAUGUCAUUAUCCUGGUCUCUGUUCUAACUCUUGGUGUGUCUUGUGUUUACGGUGGCUCCCGUACCCUGACUGCCAUGGCUCAGAACGGAUAUGCUCCCAAGGUGUUCACCUACAUCGACCGUGGUGGCCGCCCCCUUGUUUCCGUCGCUGUCCACAUUCUCAUGGGUUUCAUCGCUUUCGUCAACCUUGAUCCCAAGGGUGGACAGAUCUUUGACUGGCUCCUGGCUCUUUCUGGUCUCUCGACCCUGUUCACCUGGGGUUCUAUCUGCCUUGCCCACAUUCGCUUCCGCAAGGCUUGGGCUCGACAAGGCCACACUCUGGAUGAGAUUCCUUUCAGGGCCGCUUUUGGUGUUGUCGGCUCCUGGAUCAGUCUCGGCCUCAUCUGUCUCGUCCUUAUUGCCCAGUUCUAUGUUGCUAUCACUGCUCCUCCUGGUGAAUCUGGUAUGGGAACUGUCGAGGGAUUCUUCAUCUCGUACCUCGCUUUGCCUGUUGUCCUUGCCUUCUGGGCUAUUGGCUAUCUCUGGAAGCGUGAGGGUUGGCUGUCAAUCGACAAGAUCGAUGUCGACACUGGCCGACGUGAGCACAACUGGGACGAGAUCAACGCUUACCGUGCCAAGGUUGCCACUUGGCCCGCUUGGCGACGCUUCCUCAACAAGAUCAUGUAAAGCCUUGGUCUUGUUAUGAAGUUUGUUUCUCCCAUUUGCGUACUAGAGGCGCUUUGACUGGAAGCGUAUAUCAUAGAACAAAUCUCCUGUAUAUUCUUUAUCGUUAGAUACCAUAAUAGCAUGACAUUGUGCCAAUCUGAACAUCUUUUGCCCUUUAUAAAUGUUACUUGGUGGC
Molecule: messenger RNA, 2189 nt
Organism: Fusarium verticillioides 7600
Lineage: Eukaryota; Fungi; Ascomycota; Sordariomycetes; Hypocreales; Nectriaceae
Exons: 4
Coding region: 287-2014 (575 amino acids)
Biological process (GO): amino acid transmembrane transport
Cellular component (GO): membrane
Molecular function (GO): amino acid transmembrane transporter activity
Source: RefSeq, a predicted model, not a curated record